Messenger RNA from Ylistrum balloti, 6179 nucleotides. RefSeq names its product zinc finger protein ZXDC-like. The coding region runs from base 34 to 3141 and encodes 1035 amino acids. Gene Ontology annotation, molecular function: DNA-binding transcription factor activity, RNA polymerase II-specific; RNA polymerase II cis-regulatory region sequence-specific DNA binding. Gene Ontology annotation, biological process: regulation of transcription by RNA polymerase II. Gene Ontology annotation, cellular component: PcG protein complex; transcription regulator complex. The record is from RefSeq and is a predicted model, not a curated record. The transcript is spliced from 13 exons. NCBI's taxonomy places the organism in Eukaryota, Metazoa, Mollusca, Bivalvia, Pectinida, Pectinidae.
ACCCCAUAUGGAUGUGAAGAACGGGGCCCUAACAUGUCGUGUGAAGGGGGACUGGUUGGGCAAAAACAUGGCGGCCCCCAUGGAAUACCACAUGAAAGUCGGCUGGAUGUAAACAUUGGACUAGACGAUACUUUUAGAGAUAAAAAUAAUGAUUUGAGUUCAAUCCAGUCUUCGGGAGAUAGUCAGAUAAUUCAAGAUGGCGUCGGAAUCGACGGGAAAAAUGUCGCCGAAGAUAACUUGCAUUUUUUGUCGGCUGAUGAUGACUUGGAUAGUUACGAGAGAGCUGUUGUGGAAAACAAUGCCGAAUGGUUGAAAUCACGAUGUAGGAAUCUUGAAACUGUUGACUUUGAUAUUACCAGUAGCAAUCAAGAUGAUGCUAGUGUGGGUGACUUGUUUGACAGCGACCCGCUGCCUGAUGAUGGAGCUAUUUCGCUUCCCGAAACCGACAGUGCAACCAUUCCUCUCUCAGACGGAGAACUCAAUUUUACUCGCCAACUUUGUGAGGGACAGGCCACCGGAUUGACCGUCCCCUCAAUAUGUGUGUCAAAUGUAAAUGUCCUUCAAACACAAGACCGUGAUGCACUCGAUGAACUUACAAGCCCAAACCUAAGUAUGGAGAGCAAACAACUAAACGUGCAAAAUUUGGGGUUACAGAUGGACUCGGAUAGGAACAACACAUUGAUGACUCCCCAGGAAUUAGAAAGCAUGCCUGACAGGGGCAUCGAAUUUGAGGAGUCUGUUGGACCGAAAAGUGAUGCAAUUCAAAUAGUCCAUAUCGAAGAUGGAUCAAAUUUUAAAGGCAUUGGAAGUGACUUUGGGAAGUGCCAAUUAACGCAAUCAUUGACAUCCAUGUUAGAUGGGAAAACUAAAUUAGUUGACACUUCUCUUUUGAAUAGAGCUAAUGUAGAAACCCCAAAUCAAAGUGUAUCUGAUGGGCAAAAGUCGGGGGACUUAGGGCAGUCAUUGUCACAGCAAAUUGUAGCACCAGCAGAGGCUUAUGUUCCCUGUGAGGGCAAUCUGAAACUUGCAACAAUAUCUAUUUCCACUGACAAAAUGUCCAAUUCUACCCAAAUUCUAGUCAACACAAACCAGGGUCAGCAGCUCUACCACAUAAACACUGCAGACCUGACACAAGCUACAAAUGCACUGGAGCCACUGUCGCGACCAAAUGCACUACAGCAUGUGGUUAGUGAUCCUGGGCAGAUUAAAACAGUCCAGCAGAUGGACACUAAUGUUGUAGCACCAGUCCAGACAGGCUAUUUGAUUCUGCCCACAUCUGACUAUGAAAAGCUGAACUUGCAGAAUGGAAUCCUGAUGUCAUCCCCAUUGGGAACAAUCAGUGGCAAUGUCAUCCCACAAGCACCACAGAUUCAUCUACAACAGCUACCAGAUGUCCAUAUGGGUUCCAUGGCAGGUCAGGGACCACCCAGAAAGUACUACAUGUGUGGGGAAAGGGGUUGUGAGAAGAUCUUCAAAAAAUUGUCCAAGUUCCGUGUCCAUCAAAUGAGGCAUACAGGAGAAAGGCCUUUCAAGUGUUCAAAGCCAGGCUGUGAAUGGGCAUUUACAACAUUGUAUAAACUGAAGCGACAUGGAGAAUCUCAUCAAGGGAAAAAAGAUUUUAUAUGUGAUGUGGAAGGCUGUGAUAAGAAAUUUACAACUGUGUAUAACCUGAACUCCCACAAACGACUCCAUGAGCGUCCAUGUGUGGAACAGUGUACAGAAGAAGGAUGCAAUGAGAAAUUCCCGACCAAGAGACAACUCGACCUUCAUAUGAAGUGCCACAGUGGCAUGGAGAAAACUUACAAGUGCCCAGUGGAGGGAUGUGAUAAGACCUUCUUCUCUGCCCAUUGUAUGGGCUCUCAUCCCCGUGUUCAUACACAGGAACGCGAAGACCUUACUUGUAAGUUUGAAGGAUGUGGUAAAGUGUUUGACAAGAUAUGUCGUCUGAAGCAGCAUAUGCGAAGUCACACAGGAGAGAAGCCUUACAUUUGUCGAUAUGAGGGCUGUGGUUGGGCAUUUGCAACUGCAAGUAAACUGAAGCGUCACCAGGCAAAGCACACAGGCCUGCGGAAGUUUUUCUGUCAACAGUGUAAUAAAGGUUUCAUGCGGGCAGAGCACCUCAAGGGCCACAUGAUGACACACUCUGGGGAAAAGCCAUAUGCCUGUCCUGUUGAAGGUUGUACAGUAAAGUUUACGGCCAAAAGUAGUCUGUAUGUCCAUAUGAAGAAGCAUGAACAAUCAGAGGAGAAAAUAAUUUACCACUGCCCAAUGGAUGGAUGUCGAAAGAAAUAUUCAAACAAAGUCGCACUGCGUCAGCACAUCGUAAAACAGCAUAUUUCAGCAAACAGUGAUGUUUCACAAAUGGAUUUCACCACACUUCUCAUCGGUGGCUUUCAGACAGAUGAAGAAAUGGCGGAGGCUCAGGCGGCCAUUGCUGUUUCCUCAGUCAGCACAACCAUGCCGAAUGACAGCCUAGAAUCUCCCAACACAAUACUCAUUGACCCAUCAGAGUUCAUCACCACCACUGCCACAGUAGCGAAUGCUGAAGAUGAGACGGGCACGAUGCAACAAAUCAGUCCUGCUGUUUUGAACCAGCUUUUGUCUUCUGUUGACCAGCCAACAACAUCCACUGACCAACCUCAGGAGACCUCCCCUAAAAUACACAUUGCCAUCAAUUCUGAAGCAGAAUCUUCAUCUGGCCGGGUACUGCAGGAAAACAACAGUGGAUCAGCCAGAACAGAUUUCCGUAGCAACCAUCUCCUGAGUGACAGAGCACGAAAGCGACGACAAUUGCUACGAGAGAUGUCCUCAGUAGGAGUUGACCAGUCCUCAUUCCAAGAGACAACAAAUGACCAACAGAGCAAUUUUAAUGUGCCAACUUCCACCGUGUCAUACUCUUCAUCAAACAGUAUGACAUCAAGGGGGAUAACCUUUCGGGAUCCAGAGACUGGGGUUUUAUAUGUACAGACUCAACUGUUACAGGAUGACCCUCCAACCCCUGACCUUUAUUCUGAGGAGGCUGCCUUAGGAUCUGAUCUUUCAUCACUCAACGAUUCCUCAAGUAGUGACAUCACUCAGCAUAAUUUACAAACAGUGGAGUUUGUGACAGGUUCCACAAUUAACCUGCAAGAUCUGGCAUAGUUGGAACAGGAACAAUGAUCAAGAAAGACAGUUUUCUGUAUCAAUAUAUAAAAAUCUCAAAACAGCAUACAUAUUGUAAUUAUUGCUGCUUAAGCAACUGUUUGGUAGCACCCUGGUAAAAGCGAUUGAUGAUGCAUUGUUUAAGAUAUCAAAAUUCAAUUUUAAAAAUGUUUCAUAUUGAACAAGUUAUUUGUCAGUGUUUGUGAAUUUCAAAAAUAAUUUUUGAGAGCUUUCAAGAAUGAAAGCAUCUGACUUCCUCAGUUUGGAGAAACAAAGUGGAGUCUGUAAGAUGCCUUGAGGCCAAAACUUAGUCUUUGGAUGCUGAAAUGUCUACUGGACAGUGCUAGAUAUAAGUCAGCUUGUUGACAAGCAUUUACUGUUGCCAGAUGUAUUUGGUUUUCUUCACUCAGAUUAAAAUGUCAUGAUCAAUUGUAGUGCUUAUUCAGAGAAUAUAUCUUCAUUUCUAAAUAAUAUGUUAAAAGUUUUUAAUUAAUGAUUAUUAAUGAAGCUGAUACUAUUUAACAAAUGGCUAACUUUAUUAAUAAAAAUAUUUCAGACAAUUUUUUGUGUCUCCACUAAAUGGUUUUGGUAAAAUGGGGAUUUCUUAAAUGUUUAAGAAUGUAAUCCAUAUCUUGAAGGCCCUUUUUCAUGGCAAAGUGAGAGGUACAGAGAUCUGUGGUUACUUCUUCUAAGUUACUGCUGGGAUUUGGUCAUAAGUAUGUUUGGGGAAGAGAACAAAUUUUCCAUAUAAAUGUUAGGUCUCUGCUCCCAGGCGUCUGAGGGGCAGAGCACAGAAAAGGAAAUUUUUAAAUCCUACUCGUCUUGCUGGAUGGAUUGGAUUUUGCACAAAUUUGAUCUGAAGCAUUCUUGGAUGAAUGAAGUCAGAUUUGAAUAAAUAUUAGGUUGUGGUCUUCUGGGGUGGGACAAGGAUCAAGGUCCAAUAAAAGAAAAAGAGCAAAAUCUUUAAAUCCAUUUUCCUCAUAAGAGUGCAGGAUUCAUUCCCAAUUUGGUCUGAAGUAUCAUGGUACUAAAUGGGAUUAAUUAUCUCCCCCCCCCCCUUUUCUCUCUCUCUCUCUCUCUCUCUCUCUCUCUCUCUCUCUCUGCCUGUGGUGUGGGGCACAACAAUAGGUUCCAAAAAAUCCUUCCGUUCAAGGAUAUGGUUGAGAUUUGGUCUGAAGCAUUCUUGGAUAAAAAAACAGUAAAUCAUAUGGCAACAAGUUUGACUGAAUAGCUGAAUUAGCGAAGUGAGUGAUACAGGCUUCUUGACACAGGUGAUGCCUCAUGUUAUGUUAAGCAGAGUAAUUACUUCAAUAAAUUUAAUGAAAAGACUGUCUUAGCAUUUAAGAAAGAAAUGCUGGAGAAAACUGACUUCAAACAAUAACAAAUAACAUGUCGUGUGAGCCAUUUAUCUAUCGGGGCUAUUUCAGUAAAACAUACAUUUUAUCCUUGGAAAUACCCAGUAAAAGAUUUCUGUUGGUUCAGUUUCUUCCAUGUGACGGGCCUCCACAAUGUUGUUCAUUGGGGGAAACACCAGCUACUAGGACACCCUGCCUCAAAACGAGCAUGCUAUUCACAAUAAAGCCAAAGAAGAAGCUAAGGGUGGUACCCCUAAACAAAAUUUGGAGUAAUGGGAUUGGAUAAAUGAGUAAAAUAGCCAGUCAUGUGAUAAUUUUUUAUGUAUCAUUUUUCUUGCAUUUAACUAGCAUUUGGAACAUGAAUAAAGAAUAUCAGUAUUAAUGUGUAUGUAUGGCAGCUGGUGAGUGUGGAGUGCUACAUCAAGUGAUCAUGUUAAUAACAUUUAAAGAAUAAACGUAGGAGAUUCUACUUCUCCAAUGCUUCACUACAGCAUGGCUUAUCACACAUCAGAUACUGUUAUGUACUGGAAAAUCAUAUAUUUUUGUGAUACUUAAAAAAAAAAGGCUUUUCUGUGGCACUUGAUUUCAUGGAUAAAUUUUAUUCAUGAUAUCCAUUAAAUGUUAGAAACUAAAAAUCGAAGUCAGUGAUUUUUGGGACUCGGGUGUUUGACUCCUGGACUUGUGAUUUUCUGAUGGGACUGUCAUAAUCAGUUGUCAAAAUUUUGGAAAAAGUGUUCUGGUCUCAGUUAAAAAAAUCCUACAAAAAUGACUUUCUCAAUCAUAACAUGUAUUAUUUAAUGAACAUAUGACUUCAUAGAUUAAUAGUACCCAUGAAAAAAAUAAAGAACAUGAUUUUGUAAUAUGUACUUUGUAUAUGGUAAUUAAUGUUUAUGUAUUAUGCCUUUAAAGAAUGUUAAUGUAUGACUUUAAUCAAAGAUGACUUAGUUAACAAAAUAUAGGAUUUUAUAACAAAAUAUAGGAUUUAUAAAAUGUUCAGCCAAACAAAAAAUGGUUACUUAAACGGAAGAGUAGGUGGAAGUUGAUGAAAUUUCUACUUUUCUAAAUAACUUGGAAUGGUUAAAAAAGUAAAGAAUUAUUAUUGCUUGAUUAGCACUAAAAUCUGGAGAAGUCAGACAAAGCAGAUGCACAUUUUUUUCCAUUUUGUGUGUGUUUGAAGGAAAGUUUACUGAACUAGUUUGAGGCUCGCCAAAUGUUUGAAUUGUUGAAGAAUCAUUUGGUGUAUUCUGAAUGGAAACAAGUAAAUUAUACUUAAAUUUGGAUUAAGUAUUGUAAACGAGGAAGAAAUGAUUUAUCAAGAUGUUGGCUAUAAGUGCACGAUUGUUACACUUGCACGUUUAAAUACCUAGUGUACCUAGUAGUAAAGCUGAUAUGUUUUAGCUUCCUAAUUAUUGUGUAGUAUGAACUUAACUAUAUAUGUAAUACAUGGGUAGAACAGGUUCUGUAAUGUGUGCUGUACUAGAUAGACAAUAUUUUGAUAUUGUAUAUUGUAUGAAUUCCAGUAAAACUCUGUACUGUGUAGUAUAUGAUUGUUAAAGUGUGUUAUACAACUUGUUUUUGAAUCAAAGAAUGGAUGAUCUGUGUAAAAGUAUUUUUAAGUAAGAAUGUCUACUUCUAGGUCAGAAGUUGUGUCAUUAAAUGGUGCUUGGAAGCAUUUCAAUAUAA